Messenger RNA from Miscanthus lutarioriparius, 801 nucleotides. Lineage: Eukaryota; Viridiplantae; Streptophyta; Magnoliopsida; Poales; Poaceae. The record is from the annotation of a GenBank genome assembly.
AUGGCGACGUCGGCGGCACCCGAUGACUUCACCGUCAGAGAGACGAAAGCGGAGGAGGUGCUGCCCCCAACCCUGGGUUCUGGUUCUCAACCACCAAACCUCUUCGAUGGCACAACAAGGCUCUACAUCUCCUACAUAUGCCCAUAUGUGCAGAGAGUUUGGAUAGCUAGGAACUUCAAGGGGUUACAAGACAAGAUUCAGCUGGUUGCCAUUGAUUUGCAAGACAAGCCUGCUUGGUUCCUCGAGAAAGUUUACCCACCGGGCAAGGUCCCAGUCCUGGAGCACAAUGGCAACAUCAUAGCAGAGUCCUUGGAUCUACUCAGUUACCUGGACGCCAACUUUGAGGGCCCCAAGCUGUUUCCUCGUGAUCAGGACCCUGCAAAGCAAGCUUUUGCUGAUGAGUUGAUUGCCAGCAGCGAUUCUGUCAUCAUAGCCUUGUUCAGGGCAGGCCGUGCCUAUGCCCAAGCCCAAGCCCAGGGAGAUGAUGAUGAUGGUAUCAGUAAGCUACUUGCUCCUGCUCUUGACAAGCUGGAGGAGUCCCUGGGACGUUUCUCUGAUGGGCCAUUCCUCCUGGGACAGUCCAUGAGGGCAGUCGACAUGGUUUAUGCGCCCUUUGUCGAACGCUUCAAGGAUUUCUUCGCUGUAGUGAAGCACUACGACAUAACACAAGCAAGGCCUAAACUCAAGGAGUGGAUAGAGGAGCUGAACAAGAUAGAUGCCUACGCAGCGACCUGGGGGGAUCGCCGCCUGCAGCUUGCUGCCUUGAUGAACAAGUUCGGGAUACAAAGCCCGGUAGCCUGA